UCUUCAGAAGCAAUGCAACUUUUGUGCAUCGUCGCUUUACUUCUGUCAGCAGUAGCUGCUCAUCCAGAUUCCUGGAGACCAUGGGAGGAUGAGAAGUUUCCGCCUGCAGGUGGACCCGAACAGGAUGCAGAAUCUAAGCGUGGUGACGGGGCGCAGUCAGUGACACAAGCCCCAGAGGAUGGAGAUGGAAGGUCAAGUGGAGACAGGCCAGAAAGGGACUCUGGACAUCCAGUAUGGGUGGUGAUGCCCUCUCACCUUCCUACUUGGGGCAAAAGAGAGGCUCCUGGUUUCGGGCUUGGGCCAGGCAGGCUUUUUGGGAGACCCAGAGGACCUCCGAGAAGGAAGUUGUCCAACAUGAGGAACCCUGGUGCAACGGGCGAUACGGUUUUUUCCCCUACAUUCAAGGUUGACAACGUGACAUUUCAGAACAUCACUGGCGUACCCUUAAAGGAGGGGGAGAACCUAUUUCUGAUGCCAAAGGGAGGAAGACACGGACCUCCAGAGAAUGUGCAAUAUGUGAAGCUCAUCUACAACACCACAGAGCCGAACAAAGUCUCUGUGGAGCAUGGGGUUUUGAAACCUAUGAAUCUCGGUGAGCUUGUUGGAGAAGAAGAUGAUCCAGAGGAAGCUGGCUGGUAAAAGGAGGAACCAACAGCUCCAAGUUUGAUUCUCCGACUUGAUCGAGUCUUAGAGGAGAUGAUGUAGUAUAUUCUGGGAAAUCUUUUAUGUAAUUCCGUCUUCCUCCUGUAAAACUAAAAUCUCUGUGUACUACAAUAAAAGUCUCAAACAAU
Seriola aureovittata is the source of this 791-nucleotide messenger RNA. RefSeq lists its product as uncharacterized. Lineage: Eukaryota; Metazoa; Chordata; Actinopteri; Carangiformes; Carangidae. The transcript is spliced from 14 exons. Bases 13 to 639 code for a protein of 208 amino acids. The record is from RefSeq and is a predicted model, not a curated record.